AUGCAUGAAGGGCAGCGUCCAAACCUGUGCUCCAAUAAAAUUGGGAAGCCUUCUCUCUCCAAAGGCAGCCCCUGGAACGAGCAGUCCCGGUACUCUGCAGAUAUGGACAGCUCUGAUGAGGAUGUGAAGGGAGCCCACUUCCCUGCCUACCCAUCCCAUCACGUGAAACGCCGGAACAGAGCCUCCUCCCAGGAGAACAUCAGCCACUCUGGGAAUCAGAUUCAUGAGCUCCACAAACGCAUGUCUGCUAUCGAACGUGUGCUGAGCCGCUUGGAGGAAAAAAUCCUGGUGCACUCCGAGUCUCCAGCCCCAGAGUCCCAACUUGAUCCCGAUGUCGAGGAGGAGGAGUUGAAGAGGAAGCUGGAGGAGUUAGCCAGCAACAUCAGCGACAAAGAAAUCUCUUCUGAAGAAGAGGAGCGUGAGGAAAAGAAGAGAGGAAAGAAACCAGAGAUGAGUUCCUCCACUGAUCCCAUGGCCAGAGAUGCUCAAAAGAGGUUGUCAGCUCAGGCUUUGAGCAAAAUCAUGGCCAAAGUACUGAAGGUGAUAAAUGCCAUGGAGAAAGUGGUGUGUGAGUCGUUGCAUGGAAAGACCCAGUGGCACGGUGGCUGUGCCCUCCCUGUGGGGCAUCUUCCCAGCCUGGGAGAUGGGAAAGAGGUGGCCCAAGUGUACUGUGAGCUUGAAGAAAAUGUGUACCUGACUGGUGGGAAGACCUACCGGCUUGAGAAGAAGCUGCAGGAGCUUGAGGAAGGGGCUCGGCACAGCGGCGCUACUGACUCAGAGCUGUCAGAGCUGGAGGAGAAAGUGGCCUCAGCGGCUGCUCAGGUGCAGCAGGCAGAGAGUGAGAUAUCGGACAUCGAAUCUCGCAUCGCGGCUCUGUCCGCUGCGGGGCUGACAGUGAAGUCGAUGGAAAAGGCAAGGAAGAAGUCAAGUGGGCAGGCUGCCUGCCUCCAAGCUCCCGAUCCCACCAGCAGCAGUCCAGGGGAGUCUUCAGAUGACGUGCAAGUGAUGCCCAGACUGCAGGGAUUUAGGAGGAAGUUCAACAGUCGCUUUGAAAUCACUGGUCUUGAUGACUCCUUCAACCGUAACUCCAUCUACCGUGGCUCCCUGACGCAGAGAAACCCCAACGGGAAGAACAGGAGAGUGGAGCGGCUCUUUGCGAAGCCUGUGAUGACCCACCUGUCCUGA
Messenger RNA from Antrostomus carolinensis (chuck-will's-widow), 1185 nucleotides. RefSeq names its product melanophilin-like. NCBI's taxonomy places the organism in Eukaryota, Metazoa, Chordata, Aves, Caprimulgiformes, Caprimulgidae. Gene Ontology annotation, cellular component: cortical actin cytoskeleton. The coding region runs from base 1 to 1185 and encodes 394 amino acids. The transcript has 11 exons. Gene Ontology annotation, molecular function: myosin binding; actin binding. The record is from RefSeq and is a predicted model, not a curated record.